AUGCACCAGGUGAACGCUUGUGCUUGGCGGGAUCUCGCUGGCCUGGCCAGUGAGGAGGGGUCGCUGCUGGAGAUGUGUCGCAAGCGAAUCAGCGAAGCAGAUUUGAAGUCCAGCUCAGAGAACACAAGCCAGGCGAGCUUGACCAGAGCUGCCAAGCGGCGAAAGCUUUCGAGCGCGAAGCUGUCAUCUGGAGGGACGUCCACGUCUUUGGGUGGCAGUUCUGCAUCAGGGGCCCAAGCGGCGUCGGAACAGGCCCCUUCGGCCCCUUCGGCCCCUGCAGCUGAACAGGCUCAGGCACAGUGCGCGCCCGCUGAUGAUGAGGAUUGCGAUGGGCCGCCAGAGCCCGAAGAUCCGGAUGAAGCUCCUCAGGCUGUAGUGCCUGAAGAGAAGAAGAAAGAUGGCAAAAAGAAGGGGUUGACGAUCAAGGAGAAAUUGGACUUGCUGAAGAAGUUCGAGCAAAUUAAAGACAGCGGCGAGCACAAGUACCCCGAGAAGGAGAUGCUCCGUUUGCACAAGAAGGAUGGCUACUUUCAGGGAGCAGCCGCAGCGAGCAAGUGGCCAGCAGCCCGCGAGAAGUAUUCGUGGGAUAUGGUCGCCGAGCUUUGCCCCAAGAUUGCUGCCAAGUUCUCGGAGAUUCCCAAUUGGUUGAGGGAGCGCUUCGAUGUCGAUGGUCGGAAGGGCAAUGGCACCUACAAGGUUUCUGAUGACCUCUACGAAGUGGUGGACAAAAUCCUCGAGGAGGUGGUUGUGAGCGGCAUGGAGCUCAACACCACUGCCGUUGAGGAAGUGCUGAAGGAGGCUUUGGAAACCUACAAUGAGGCGGUCACUGCUUGGAGGGGCGAGAAAGAAAAGGCUGACUUGGAGAUGUUGCAGAAGUUGUCUGAGGCAGGCACAAGCGAGGCAGAGCUGAAGGCUGUGUCAGAUGAGCUUUCCAAGGCAAAGCAAUUCUGGCCUCAGACUUGCCUCCUUGCCCAGACCCCUCGUGCCUUGAAUCAGCAGGCCCUCAAGUUCUCCCAGAAGUAUGGCUACUCGCGCUUGAGUCAAGACAAACCACAGAAGCAUCUUCCUCGCAACCACCCAUCUGUCCAGCGUGUCACAGAGUUCAUCACUACUUGCAUGAAGGACGGGUCGGUGCAUCCCAAGUUGGUGGCAAAUUGGGACCAGGUAUGGACAUGUCUUUUCGAACCGAUGAAGAAGACGCUGUGGAAGACCGGCCAUGGCAAGAAGGAUCCCUUGUCUGCUUUUCCAGCAAGGCAGCUGGUGCGUCAGGCUGUUCAGGAGCGGUUCGGCCAAGAGCCACAGACCCCAAACUUUGUGGUCAAGCAGAAAUGGAAGGUCAAGCUUGCCGACGUGUGUGGCUACAGUUGCCAGAACGCUGUGUCGAAGUGGAGGACCGAGUUGGUACAUGAGGUUAGCUAG
Symbiodinium pilosum is the source of this 1419-nucleotide messenger RNA. Lineage: Eukaryota; Dinophyceae; Suessiales; Symbiodiniaceae. The record is from the annotation of a GenBank genome assembly.